GCCAUUGCAGCUGCUAGGAGAGCUAAAGCUACGGGGUUCCAUGACAAGUUUUUAGCGCUGUGGUUUUGCUAGCUGGGUGUAGCUGGGAGGGAGGUCGGUUGGUUGUUCAAGCUCGACCUGGCACUGAUUGUUCGUCCGACACAACCCCAUUCAUCCUAUCCGCCAGAUCUGUGAUCGACGUUCGCCUUCAAGUCAGCGUUUCUGGAGCUCAAACGCUGAAGACAUCAAGCUGGCCUGUGGGAAGAGGAAGUAGGAAUUUGCCGAAUUGACGCCAAUUGACCAUCAAUUGAGGUUCAAUUGGCUCCCUGUGUCCCUGCUCGAGGUGUCAAUGCUAACCAAGGCUGGAAGAGGAAAGCUGCGACACGUGUCCUGUCGGUGACUUCAACCCCUGCACGGGCUUUUGACAUAGAAAGCAGCCUUGCCUGCAAUCGUUUUCUGGAGUUCGACAAAUCGCAGGCAGUCAGUCACCUGCACUUGUUGUUAUUUUAUAUAAACCACACAUCAACACAUUCGGCCACAAUCAAUCACCAUGGCCGACGCGGAGCAGAAACCUCCGCAAAGCCAGGAGCCCGAGGGCUUCUCGGAGGAGGAAAAGGCACUUUUUGAGAAGCUCAACAUCGGCAAGGAGGGCGGCAUGCCCAUGCCCGACUUCAUCAAGCCGUCCGAGGUGCGCAGCCGGACGGCGGGACUGGCCGCCAGCAUCUUCAAGGCCUACCACUCGCUGCAGCACGUCGUGGGCGAGCACGAGCCGACCCUUGCCAGGCGCUGGGCCGGCAUCAAGCAGAAGAAGAAGCGAAAGGAGCUGCUGCUGGCCGCCGCCAAGGCCAUCGAGGUGGCGGGCGAGAGCUGGAAGGUGCCCGAUGGUCACCGUCCCGACAUUGACAUUUGGCGCGACGUGCGCGAGGGCGGCUCCGACGAGAAGCUGUUUGCCGCCAAGGAUGCAGCCCGCCGCGCCGCCUUCCUCUGGCCCCACCUCAACCUCGAGGAUCUGAGCCGUCCCGAGCCGCUGGUGCUGAUGCUGGCCUCGCGUGCCCGCAGCGCACCCGACGCCUUUGCCGCCGCCGACCUGGAGCGUGCCAGGUUCGCCAUGGAGUCCCUCGCCCUGAUGCCCCACUACCUCAACCGCUACACCAUGAUGUUUGACAAGCGCACCAAGCCGGAAGAGUACGGCGAGCUGGUCGCGUGGGAGGACCUGCCCGAGGAUUCCAACAAGAAGUGGCUGUUUGAGCGCCGCGGCAUCCACCCGGGUGAGGGCCUGUGGCUCCUCGAGGUCCAGGACGUGACGUACCGCUUCCUGCUCGAGGUGUGCAAGAAGAUCCUGCACGACAUCCCCGAGGACCAGCUGCUUGCCAACGGCGACGCCAAGACCCCCACCGCUCCGCCGACCGAGCCCGCCACGGCGGCCGAGUACACAUCCCUCAUCACAAAGAUCGCCGAGGAGCCCUACCGCAGCCCCGCCGGCCUGGACAGGACGCAGCUGCUGGAGCCCGUGCAGGCCCGGCUCCAGGAGGCCAAGGACCACCUGCAGGCGCUGCGCGAAGACCCGGCCUACUUUGAGGCGGUGCUCAACGACUGGGCGACGCACCGACGCGAGCAGCUCGUGGACGCUGCCGGCAACCCGCACCCGAUCCUGGCCAAGAGCCCGCAGGUCUUUUGGGGGCGCGUCGUCAACCGCGUCGUCAACUCGGCGCUGCUCGACGUUGUCGAGUGGGGCGUGGUGCUCAGCAAGGUCAAGACGCUGCUGGCGCUGCUGGACGAGCACGAGCCCACGCUCGACGAGGGCAAGGACCUGCCGGCGGAGCUGGCGUUUGCCUUUUACACGCUCGACCACCACGUCGAGCAGCUCAAGGCCGGACCCUUUGCAAACAUCACCAUGGGUCUCGUCGCCAGCCCGCCCAUGCGGCCUUACUUCCAGCUGGUCACCCCCGAGAGCGCAGAGGACAAGACGCUGUCGAUUGCAGCCGUCGAGGAGGCGCCGGCAGAGGAGUCGACGAGGCUGCUGAUCCGCCGCCUGGGAGUCGUCCAGGACGAGAAGCAGCGACAGCUGGUCGGCCUGCCCGCCGCGCUCGACGAGCUCGAGUACCUCCUGACCUCGCAGCACCCGGAGGCCAAGGCCAAGAUCACACCCUGGGUGGCGGCGCAGCUGUCGUCGCUUUCGGUGUACAGCAGGCUGCUGCGGCAGGUUGAGCUCUUCCAGCCGUGGGCGGCGCGGUUCGGCGCCGACGUGCAGGACAAGGGUGUGCGCGAGGCGCUGGACGGCGACUUCCGCCGGUCGGUGCAGGCUGCCAACGUGCCCAAGGUGACGGCGUACGAGGUCAACGAGAGGUUGGUCGGCAUGGCCAUGCCGGGCCAGAACAAGUUUGCGUACCCGCUCGAGAACGUCAUCGCGCCCGGCAGCGCGGAACAGAUCCGCCGCUCCGAGGUCAACCUGGACGGCUUCUGGGGCCGCGUCAAGGUGGAGCUCGAGCGGUCGGGCGCCAUGACGGGCGCGCUCAAGGACGUCUUUGCCAAGCCGCUGCGCAGGCUGGGCGGGCCGGCGGCCGACGCGGCUGCGCUCUCGGGCAAGGCCGGCAAGGGCGGCAAGCAGGCCAACGGUGGUGUCGGCGCCAACGGCGAGGCCAUGGAGGACUGGGAGAUUUACGCGGCCGAGAUGGCAGCCAAGGAGGCGGCGCAGACCCAGAAGAAGGCUGCCGCCGCCGCCGCCACCAGCAACGGAACCGCCAAGAACGGGACCAAGCCCAAGAAGGUGACGACGGACAAGCGGUCGCUCAAGGUCUUCAAGUCGCUGUUCCACGACCCGCUCGCCAACCCGGGCUCCAAGCCCGCCGAGGUGUCGUGGCCCGAGUUUGUGCACGCCAUGCACACGGCAGGGUUCUCGGUGGUCAAGCUGUACGGGUCCGCGUGGCUCUUCAUCCCCUCGGCCGAGGUCGGCGGCGCGCCGUUCAUGGUGCAGGAGCCUUACACUGCGUCGAGCAAGAUGUCUCCGACGGCGGCCCGGAUCGUCGGCAGGAGGCUGGCGUGGAAUUAUGGAUGGGACAGGGGAUCGUUUGAGCAGUAACGACGUGCACUUGUGGGGGCUGAUGUGGUCUUUUGAAGGGUGUGGUUUUGGGAUGCUGAUGUCGGUUGCUGAUUAUGUUUUCUAUUUUUGGAUCCUUUUUUUUUUUUUUGACUGCUUUUUUGCUUUGCUUAUCUUGUCUAUUUCUUUUUGUUUUUUGCGUGUGGUGUCUUGUAUACAAAGCAAAAUUGGGUGUUUUUUUUUUCCUCCACGAAAAAAAGGGUGCAGUUCCCCGCCUCUGGUAACAAAAAAGAACGAUUGGUUUACGAUAUGGAUUGGAGCAUCCCUCCAUCUUCUUGCCCGGGGUGAUUGGUGCCAGG
This is a messenger RNA of Pyricularia oryzae 70-15, 3375 nucleotides long. RefSeq lists its product as uncharacterized. The transcript has a single exon. Lineage: Eukaryota; Fungi; Ascomycota; Sordariomycetes; Magnaporthales; Pyriculariaceae. The record is from RefSeq and is a predicted model, not a curated record. Bases 530 to 3058 code for a protein of 842 amino acids.